AUGGCAGCCAGCAGUUCAGCUGUGACGGUUCUGACUCCUAAUGGGAGAAGACAAGCAGUCAAAGUGUCUCCAAACACGCCGUUAUUACAGGUGCUGGAGGAUGUCUGCAAAAAGCACGGAUUUAACCCCGACGAUCAUGGUUUAAAGUUUCAGAGGACUGCUGUUGACCUCACGCUGCCAUGGAGGUUUGCCAACCUGCCCAACAAUGCAAAGCUGGAAAUGGUGACAGAUACACGGAAACAGGCAGUAGCCGACAGCCAGGUGCGGAUAGCGUUCCAGAUGGAGGACGGCUCUCGACACCAGGGUUCCUUCUCCUGCGGACAGACUCUGUGGGACCUGCUCACACUUUUCCCCCAGAUCAGGGCAGAGGAUUCUAACCUCCCCUGGGACUCUUUUAACACAACGACACAGGGGGUGCAGGUGAACUGUUUCCGGACAGUGGAGGAUCUCGUGUUGGGGUACCAGCAUCCGCACAAGGGCCUGGUCACUCCUCUGCUCUACGCUGUUCCCCGGGAUUCAGACACUGGGGAUGAGAGCUCAGAUGAUGAGAAGCCGGCUCCAGUUCCUGGCCCUGUCCACACCGCACCUUCCACUGGACCACCAGCAAAACCAGCCCCUCAUACCCUGUUCCUGGAUAAGCUGCAGGAGGUGAACACAUCCAGUACUGCGGGAGAGGUGAUCGGUCUUCUCAAUGACUACCUCUUCAGUGAGCUGCCUCUUGACAUUGAGAAUGUGCACAAAGGUGCAACGACGCUGUGCCACCUCAAGCGUACUCUGGGUACUGCGUGCCAAGGCUUAAACAGUGAGAUCGACCUGACUCUCUCAAGUCUGGAAACCCUGGCAAAUGUCUUUGACCAUCCCAGCUGCUCUUUAACAAAAACCAAAGCACAGGGCCAAGAGAUGGAGAUAGACAGCGUGUUGUUUAAGAUUUCAGCUUUGGUCAGCCUCCUUUCUUCAUUGGAGAAAAAGGUACUGAAAGCAUUACAAGAUGCAGUGACCAAUCACAAUCUGGCAGUGCAGCCGAGCCCGCCCCCUCCUGAACCGACACCCAUCAUCGUAACCUCCGUCAAGAACCAGGCCAGACAGCUGCCAGUCCACUCCUUUCAGGUGAAGAUGGUGAGGUAUGGCAGACAGACGGUUUCUGUGGACGUGGACACAGGAGUGCUGCUCUUUGACAGAAAGGCUGGUUCAUUUGGUAUAGAGAGAGUCUCACAUGACAGAAUCUUUCAGAUUGUCAAGUUCCAAAGCAGUCCGGCCAAGGUACGCAUGGUGGUGGACAGCCACCACAACACACCACGGGAGAUGACGUUUGAGAGUGCACGGAAACGCGACGCCUUCUGCCAACUCCUGCAGCUGAUGAAAACCAGACACUCUCAUCUGAGUGAACCUGAUGUGAUCUCUGUGUUCGUUGGCACCUGGAACAUGGGUGGUUCCCCGCCUCCUCGCAGCCUGCAGUCGUGGGUGACCUGCUGCGGUUUGGGACACACCCCCGAUGCCUCCACUGCCUUGCUCCCUCAUGACAUCUACGCCUUGGGGACUCAGGAAAACCCUCAGGGGGAGAGAGAAUGGACUGAACAUGUCAAAACAACUCUUCGCAGCUAUACUCACAUCGACUACAAACAAGUGGCAGUACAGUCCCUCUGGAACAUGAGGCUGGCCGUGUUUGUGAAGCCGGAGCACGAGAGUCGCAUCAGCCAUGUGAACACGGCCAGUGUGAAGACUGGCCUGGGAAACACUUUGGGAAACAAGGGAGCAGUCGGUGUGUCUUUCCUAUUUAACGGGACAUCUUUUGGGUUUGUUAACUGCCACCUGACCUCUGGAAGUGAGAAAGUCCUAAGGAGGAACCAGAACUUUGUGGACAUUCUCAGGCUGCUCUCUCUGGGGGACAAACAGCUCGGGGCCUUUGACCUCAGCCUGCACUUCUCCCAUCUCUUCUGGUGCGGAGACCUCAACUACAGACUCGACUUGGACGUACAGGACAUCCUGAAACAUGUUUCUAAGAGGGAAUUUGAGGAUCUCAUGUGUGCAGACCAGCUGACCCGAGAGAGACACAAGAGGAAGUCCUUUCUCAAUUUCAAGGAAGAGAAGAUUGCGUUCCCACCCACCUACCGGUAUGAGAGGGGCUCCAGAGACUGCUACCUUUGGCAAAAGUACAAAACUUCAGGAGUACGAGUCAAUGUGCCAUCGUGGUGUGAUCGGAUUCUGUGGAAGUCUUACCCAGAGACACACAUCUUCUGCACAGCAUAUGGUUGCACGGAUGACAUCUUCACCAGCGAUCACUCUCCUGUUUUUGCCACGUUCCAAGUGGGAGUCACGUCACAGUUCAGCUCCAAAACAGAAACAAAGUCAGGCGUGGAGAGGGCCUGGAUAGAGCUUGAAGGCAUCGAGGCCAUUGUGAAGACGGCAAGCAAGGCCAAAUUCUUCAUUGAUUUUCAUUCUCCUUGCAUCGAAGAUACACGGCGAUCAAGUGAGAAUGACUCACAGAGCUGUGAUGUUCCCAGAUUUCUCAAACUGGGCUGGUCCUUCAAACAACUGCCAAAGCUUUUUCCAAUCAAGUCUGACAUGGAGUAUCUUCAGGACCAGCACCUGCUGUUGUCUGUCAAGUCAUGUGACGGAUUUGAGUCAUACGGGGAAUGCUGUGUGGCUCUGCGCUCACUCACCGGUGCAUCUGAGCAGUUUGAGACCUUUUUGAGUCACCGAGGUGAGGAGAUGGGUUCGAUAAGAGGACGCGUCAGGGUUCAUGUGCCCAAGGAGAGACGGGGAACACGGGAGAAGACCUAUGAGUGGUUCUCCUUUGAGAAAAAUGACAAAGGUCUUGCCAGAGGACACAUGUCUCCUGCAUCUACACGUGUCCCAAUAAACAGGUCUUUGGCAGUUCCUCCUAAACUCACUGCAAGCAGCUACACCAACCCAGCCUACUUCAUCUUUGAAGGUGUGUCUGUAACACGCAGGGUGGAGGAGGCUCUCCCUCAGCUGAGGGACCCUCAGGUCAUCUGGUCUGGAAAUGAGGCAUUGCAGCUCCCAAAAAUCUCAGGACGUCAGGGCUUCGACAGAAGACCCUGUCGCAGAUCAGACUUUACAGAGAUUGAAAUUCCAGCCAUCCCACCCCAGUACACUCCAACCACUGACCAUCAUACACCCCAAACCAACUCCUCCUAUCAGCUCUUCCCAGCCAAGAGCCCAUCUCCCAUACCUCCACCCUCAGGCAACACCAUGUCACAGUACCAGGAACAGACCUCACAACCCAGAGACAAAUACCAAUGUAAGAAAAACGUUCAAGACUCCGUACUGCCAGACAAGAACCUGAGGAACUUGUAUAUGAACCAAUCAGCAAUCAUCAGGGAAAAAAACAGAAGGGAUCAUCAUCAGCUUCUCCCAGAGAGAACCAGUCCUAUCCGGGCCUCCAAGGUGCCGUCAGCGUUCCCCCACACCCCCCCUGCCUCAGCACACUCUCAGGCCUCUGUGCCCUGGAUAGUGGAUCAGCAACCGCCUGGAACUUCAGGAGACAACUCGCUCACUGCUCUGCAGAUGGCCAAGUCCCUCAGCGAAGUUGACUUCUUCCCCCCUAUGCAGAGAGGCCCAUCUAUACUCAACCAUAGGCCAAAUUAUAGGAAUGGACCUUCUAUGCAUGGAGAUAGAGGCUACAGCUGGGAGAAAGAAGUCUCGGUCCUCCAAUGUGCACCAGAAACCGUGCGGGAGCUUCUCAGCGCUCUGGGUCUCCAGAAAUACACCCUGGGACUUAGCCUCAAUGGCUGGGAUGAUCUGGAUUACUUCAGUGGUAUCACUGAGGAGGAUUUACGCGCCGCAGGAGUGACAAAUCCUUCACAUCGGCGCAGGAUCCUCGACAACCUGCCCAGAAACUGGAACUGAAAUACACGUAACAAAUACUGCUGGUACGAAACCUCGUAGUCCGCUCAUUUAGAAACUGGAAUGACUGUUAUAACCAAGAUCUUAAAGGACAGAAAGACUGAUCAAAAAUCAAUCACAUCCGCUGGACUUUGCCACACUGCUGUGGCCUUUUUAUUUACUGGAUUAAUACUGUAACCUUAGUUUGUCAAUACAGUAAAGGGAACGUGACGCAGAAAGUACUCAUUGCACAGCCGGCUUAUAGCCAUCUAUCCAUGUUGACCCAUAAAGAAAGCUGUGGGUGGUAUGACAGGAAGCGUUGACACGUAUCUUGAGUUACUCACACAUAAACCAAUAUUGAUCAUGGUAUUGAUUUCAUGUUUAAUGGAUUUUCAAUGACUAUAAAAAUAUAGUCCUUCAAUUUUCAGUGUUCACUCAAGGCUAGUGUUUACCAUUCACUUUCAUCCCUUUUACUGUGUGCUUUCCUUUACUCUGCUAUUAUUGAGCCUGGAUCCUGCCUUCUAAAAGCCCUCUAUUAAACCUAUGGAGCAUACAAUCAAUAUCUGUACAUAUCUACUGGAACAUUGUCUGUAAAGUUUGUUUACUGUGUCCUACUGUUGCUAUCAUGUCACUUAAUCGGUAGCAAUGUCCACUGUGCAUGUUUUGUGCACCCCUUUUUUUUUUUUUUUAAGUAAAGUGCAUAAAGCAACUCUUGGCUGUCACUAAGCAAUCACAAGUGUUAUUUCAUGCUGUCAGGGGCUGGAAACAGAGAAACAAUUCAAAUAUGUUCCAAUUCAUUGCACUAAUGCUGCUUAUACUAUGUUGUUUAAUGUCACCUCGCUCUAUGGCGAAGCCUAUUUAAUGGUUUUGUUUUACAAUAAAAGCCAUGCAAUUA
Notothenia coriiceps (black rockcod) is the source of this 4741-nucleotide messenger RNA. RefSeq names its product inositol polyphosphate phosphatase-like 1b (gene inppl1b). Gene Ontology annotation, molecular function: inositol-polyphosphate 5-phosphatase activity; protein binding. The record is from RefSeq and is a predicted model, not a curated record. Gene Ontology annotation, cellular component: cytosol. The coding region runs from base 1 to 3870 and encodes 1289 amino acids. Lineage: Eukaryota; Metazoa; Chordata; Actinopteri; Perciformes; Nototheniidae. Gene Ontology annotation, biological process: phosphatidylinositol dephosphorylation; negative regulation of insulin-like growth factor receptor signaling pathway; signal transduction. The transcript has 30 exons.